Molecule: messenger RNA, 1453 nt
Organism: Aspergillus ruber CBS 135680
Lineage: Eukaryota; Fungi; Ascomycota; Eurotiomycetes; Eurotiales; Aspergillaceae
Product: arginase
Exons: 3
Coding region: 205-1185 (326 amino acids)
Cellular component (GO): nucleus; cytosol; cytoplasm
Molecular function (GO): arginase activity; manganese ion binding
Source: RefSeq, a predicted model, not a curated record
CUUCAAUUAUCUUCCUUCCCUAUUAUUUUUACAUCCAGUUCAUUUCCUAGGGCUAGAAUAAGAGUUGCUGUGAUCUGACUGACGUAUUCGGAUCGCAUCUCCGCCAGAUCUUAUCUCGCUGAUCUCUUCGUCUUUCCGCUUUCAUUACUUUAUCUUCACCUUUUCUAUAACCACUUCAACCUCUUCUCUAUACUAUCAAACACAAUGACCUCCCCGUCUACCAUUACUCAGAGAUUCCUCAGCAACCCUGGUCAACUGGGUGUGGUUGCGGUUGGUUUCAACGGCGGCCAGUGCAAAACUGGCGUCGAAGCUGCACCCAUGGCCCUCGUCGAAGCCGGCCUUCUCGACCAACUCCGAGAUGAUCUCGACUACGAAGUCCACCAUGACGGCAAGGUUCACUACUAUGAAGACGUUACUCCCGCCGCAGACGCAGACCCCGAUCACCGCGGCAUGAAGAAGCCGCGCGCUGUCAGUGCGGUUACACAGAAGCUUAGCAGCCAAGUCUACGAGCACGCGCGCGAGGGCAAGUUCGUGCUCACACUUGGCGGUGACCACUCAAUUGCUGUUGGGAGUAUUUCGGGGACAGCGCGGGCGAUUCGCGAGAGACUUGGACAAGAGAUGGCGGUUAUCUGGGUGGAUGCGCACGCGGACAUUAACAUUCCGGAAACGAGUGAGAGUGGGAAUAUUCAUGGUAUGCCGAUGGCGUUUUUGACCAGGUUGGCAAGGGAGGAGCGUGAGGAUAUCUUUGGGUGGUUGAAAGAUGAGCAUGUUAUCAGCACAAGGAAGCUGGUAUAUAUUGGGUUGCGGGAUGUGGAUCGUGGAGAGAAGAAGUUGCUGCGCGAAAACAACAUCAAGGCGUUUAGCAUGCAUGACAUUGACCGACACGGCAUCGGCCGCGUGGUUGAAAUGGCCCUCGCCCAUAUUGGCAAUGACACCCCGAUCCAUCUCUCUUUUGACGUCGAUGGCUUGGACCCUCAAUGGGCUCCCAGCACCGGUACUCCCGUGCGAGGCGGUUUGACCCUGCGUGAGGGUGACUUUAUCUGUGAAUGCGUGCAUGAGACGGGUAACCUAGUGGCCAUGGAUCUGGUUGAGGUGAACCCCAGCUUGGAGGAGAAGGGAGCUACGGAGACCAUUCGGGCUGGAUGUUCGUUAGUCAGGAGUGCUUUGGGUGAUACCCUGCUGUGAUUUUGCUCCUUUUUAUUUCUAUAGAUACGAUGGAUAUGCAUUAGCCUGAUGCCAGUGAGGUAAAAUAUGUGAUCGAUUCCUGAUGCGAAACCAGCCAUUGUUCGUAAAUACAUUAAACUCUUAUACAGGUUCUCCGCAUCUCAAUUACCCUUUGUAAACUGGCAUCUCGGUUAAUAGUUCAAUAUACGCUUUAACCGCCAUAUCGAAUAUACUUCAUUCACAUUGAUUGGCCUUGUGUCAGAGUAACUUUGGUCAUCGCCAAGUUCCC